CUCCUCGUGAAGGCGGCGCCAUUUUCAACGUAGGAGGGUGGAGACAGCGGGAGUGUUCGCGAGUGGCGGGGGACCUGGCAGAGCUCGGUCGGCUCCUGGAUCUGUAAGCGUUCACAAUGGAUGACAAGCGACUUUGGGAACACAUUGGGUGUAGCUUUGUUCAACAUUAUUACCGCCUGUUUGACAGUGAUAGGACACAAUUAAAAUCUAUAUAUACUGACGCUUCAUGUCUGACUUGGGAAGGACAGCAGUAUCAAGGGAAGGAUGCUAUUAUUGAAAAAAUAUCUAUGCUUCCCUUUCAGAAGAUCCAGCAUAGUAUCACCUCACAAGACCAUCAGCCAACACCUGACAACUGUAUAGUCAGUAUGGUUGUAGGCCAGCUUAAGGCAGAUGAUGACCCUGUUAUUGGAUUUCAUCAGAUGUUUUUACUAAAGAAUGUCCAGGAUGUCUGGGUCUGUACGAACGACAUGUUCCGGCUAGCCCUGCACAACUUUGGUUGAAUUUGACAGCUUGAAGAGAGGAAACUAGAAUUCAUCUGCCCUAAAUGGUUUUUUUUUUGUUUU
Molecule: messenger RNA, 563 nt
Organism: Nanorana parkeri
Lineage: Eukaryota; Metazoa; Chordata; Amphibia; Anura; Dicroglossidae
Gene: NUTF2
Product: nuclear transport factor 2
Exons: 5
Coding region: 117-500 (127 amino acids)
Biological process (GO): protein import into nucleus
Cellular component (GO): nuclear pore central transport channel
Source: RefSeq, a predicted model, not a curated record